Molecule: messenger RNA, 1771 nt
Organism: Oreochromis niloticus (Nile tilapia)
Lineage: Eukaryota; Metazoa; Chordata; Actinopteri; Cichliformes; Cichlidae
Gene: prkn
Product: parkin RBR E3 ubiquitin protein ligase
Biological process (GO): protein ubiquitination
Cellular component (GO): mitochondrion; cytosol
Molecular function (GO): ubiquitin-protein transferase activity; protein binding; zinc ion binding
Source: RefSeq, a predicted model, not a curated record
CCACCUCCCACCAGAAGGUGGGGGUAAUGCGCCUGAUUGUUGUAGUCAACUGAAGAUGAAGAAAAAGAACUACAGCCCCCAGAGGGCACUGCGGCCCGCAGACUGUAAACACACAUGAAGGACGGAGAGAGCAGAGAGAAGCAUGAUCGUGUUUGUGCGCUUUAACCUGGGCCCUGGCGUCCCGGUGGAGCUGCAGGAGGAGGCGAGCGUGGCUCAGCUGAAGGAGGUGGUGGGAAGUCAGCAGGGGGUGCGGCCGGAGCGCCUCAGGGUGCUGUUUGCGGGCCGGGAGCUGCAGAGCACCGCCACACUGCAGGGCAGCGACCUCCCGGAGCAGAGCACCGUCCACGUUGUCCUCCCUCCUUCAGGCGCCUCCUCCUUUCAGCAGCUCAUGCAGGAGCACCGAGCUGAGGGCUCUUUGACCAGGCUGGACCUCAGCUCCUCGCGACUCCCUGCCAGCAGUGAGGGAGGAGGGGGCGGAGCAGAGGGGGAGAGCCUGGAGGAGGUGCAGGCUGUAGCUCACAGCAGUGUGCGUGCCUGUAGUACCUUCUUUGUGUUCUGUAAGAGCUGCUGCUCCAUCGAGCCAGGAAAACUGCGAGCGCGCUGCCAAUCCUGCAAACAGACGACGCUGACUCUCAGCAGGGGUCCGUCCUGCUGGGACGACGUGCUCCUCCCCGGUCGCAUCCAUGGCAUCUGUCAAUCAGAGGGUUGUCAGGGCAACGAAGCGGAGUUUUACAUGAAGUGUGCGUCUCACCCGACGUCAGAUGAUGACUUUUCUGUGGCCCUCGACCUCAUCAUGACCAACACCAGAGGCGUGCCCUGCAUCGCCUGCACCGAUGUCAUGGGUGUGGUCCUGGUCUUCCAGUGCUUGGAGCGUCAUGUGAUCUGUCUCGACUGUUUCCAGCGUUAUUGCCAGACCCGCCUGAAUGACCGGCAGUUUGUGUACCAUCCUGUGAUUGGCUACUCGCUGCCGUGUGCAGUCGGCUGCGACGACUCUCUGAUUAAAGAAGUUCAUCAUUUCAGGAUCCUGGGAGACGAGCAGUAUGGGCGCUACCUGCAGUACGGCGCCGAGGAGUGUCUGCUCAUCACUGGAGGAAUGAUGUGUCCAUCACCUGGCUGUGGGGCGGGGCUUGUCCCACCUGAUGGCAGCAGGAAGGUGGAGUGUGACCGCCGGCUUGGCUGCGGCUUCGUCUUCUGCAGACUCUGCAGGGAGUACCAUGAGGGUCCGUGUCAGGCAGUGACAGCCCCGCCCACAGGGGAAGCAGCACAGGGCUUCGUGGUCGGGGAGGAGGCGUCGCUCAGGGGGAGAUGGGAGCGAGCGUCUCUGCUCGUCAUCGCCGAGUUGACCCGGCGCUGCCCAACGUGUUCAGUUCCCGUGGAGAGAAACGGUGGCUGUAUGCACAUGCACUGCCCGCUGUGCAAGGCCGAGUGGUGCUGGCUCUGUGGAGUCCCCUGGAACAGAGAGUGUAUGGGAAACCACUGGUUCGGUUAAGUGGGUCACAUGACUGCUUGCGGUCACAGAAAAGACUGAUUGCUUUAACAUGUUCUUCCUUUUUGUUGAAGCCCUUUCACAAUAAAAGUCAAAUGAAGUUUUACUCUGACUGAAGUCACAGACUCGGAUCGAUCUGUUUGAUCAGCCAGGCAACAAAAGGUGUGUCUGUAUGACUAUAUUCCUGUUUGGUGUACAGCAGGUAUGUUCACAGGUUGUAUUCAUCAGGAGGCCAGCUGUGUUUGAAUAAACAUGAAUCCAACAGUGGGAAAAAUGUUAAUUUCA